This is a messenger RNA of Ambispora leptoticha, 402 nucleotides long. The record is from the annotation of a GenBank genome assembly. NCBI's taxonomy places the organism in Eukaryota, Fungi, Glomeromycota, Glomeromycetes, Archaeosporales, Ambisporaceae.
AUGACAAAUCAUUACGAGUAUAUAAAAAAAGGGGAUAAAUCUAAAAAACCAACUUUUCUUUUUGAAUGUACGAAUGUAACAAUAUGGGCAAAAGAAUUACGGGAAGUUCAGUCGCAGCUCAACAUUUUACGUGGUUUCAAUUUUCUCAGUACUAAAAGACACUUUAUGAACAGUCUUCUCAAAGUUGCAAGAGAAAAAGACAAUGAUAUUUACUGUGUAUUUCAGGUCCAAGUUUUACAACACGUUGAUAAUGUGACGCUGGCAAAUUGGCAAAAUUUUUGGCUGCCGAAUGACCCACUCACGUUGCAGAUAACACAGCAGCAGCAGCAGCUUCUUCAGCAACUACAAAAUCCAUCUACAAAACCAGCUGCAACACCAGCAAUAGCCAUCCGUAAUCGUUAA